AUGCUCUCCGGACACACAGCCUCGUCGUUCGGCAAACCUUUGUCGCCGGCCACGUCUCGUGAAACGUACAGACAAAAUACAAUAAUACUAAAAAUGCAGUUGUCUCUGACGACGGAACCUCUAAGCGAGGUGCAACAAUUUGAAGAAUGCAGUUUACAGAGACGUUCCACAAGCGUGAUCCGUAAUAUUCAUCGUUUUGGCGAAGCAAAAGCGGAGAUAGCGGGAGCUAGAUCGCCCUCUCCCGCUCGACACUUGCACCCGCGCGCCGAGGCCAUUCAAAAGGAGUGUCCGUCGAUGCAUCACUACCCGCGUAAGAGCGGCGCCUACGUCGCGCGAUUUAUAGCGCACUAA
Leptosia nina is the source of this 351-nucleotide messenger RNA. Lineage: Eukaryota; Metazoa; Arthropoda; Insecta; Lepidoptera; Pieridae. The record is from the annotation of a GenBank genome assembly.